Messenger RNA from Metschnikowia bicuspidata var. bicuspidata NRRL YB-4993, 1410 nucleotides. Its product is annotated as peptide-N4-(N-acetyl-beta-glucosaminyl)asparagine amidase. The coding region runs from base 178 to 1260 and encodes 360 amino acids. Gene Ontology annotation, cellular component: cytosol; nucleus. Gene Ontology annotation, biological process: protein deglycosylation; protein quality control for misfolded or incompletely synthesized proteins; glycoprotein catabolic process. Lineage: Eukaryota; Fungi; Ascomycota; Pichiomycetes; Serinales; Metschnikowiaceae. The record is from RefSeq and is a predicted model, not a curated record. Gene Ontology annotation, molecular function: peptide-N4-(N-acetyl-beta-glucosaminyl)asparagine amidase activity. The transcript has a single exon.
GAAAGAUUAGAAAUCUUUUGGGCUUUGCCCGCGCAGGUUCGAAUCCUGCAGUUGUCGUUAUUUUUUUAUCGUCAAUUCGCUCAACGAAACCGUCAUCCUGCGGCUUGCUUGCUUUAAUUGAGCUACAGUCCCGAGACAUACACGUGGAUUCUUCUUCUAAUUCGACUCAAUCCAGAAAUGGGAGUUUGCCUGGAUUAUAAACAUUUGGCGAAUCUGCUUCUCAUAAGCUAUACGAAAGGUAUGCUUGAUCUAGCCAAAACUAAGGGAUCUAGACGCAUUUACGUGAAGAGUCAAGCUGACUCACGAAUUAUUCGUUCAAUUCAAAGAAUAUCUCACGACUUGAAACACUACGAUAUUUCGGAAAGUUUGGAAAAAGCACUUGAUUUGAUUGACUUGGAUAAGAUAUAUGCUGGCGUGUACCAGCGAGAAAUGUCUUCUGUAAACACAGCAUUGGGAUACGAAGAUCUUGUUGUGCUUGAAACGCUUAGAUACUUCAAAGCAGAUUUCUUUUCCUGGGUAAAUAGACCUGCGUGCCCCAAAUGCAAGAAAGAUGGUGACAAUAUACAGCCCAAAGGCUCGGAGGCCCCACCUGAAAUCAAUCCAGAUGAGAUAUCCGUGAUAGAGGUAUACACAUGCAUUGAUUGUAACCAAAGAGUAGAAUUUCCAAGAAUCAACAACCCUGCAAGGUUGUUGGAAACGCGGCGUGGACGAUGUGGGGAAUGGGUGAACUGUUUCAUGUUGAUUUUGAAAGCUAUCUUGGGCCCCGAAGUGCCAACCCGCUACAUUUGGAAUGCAGAGGAUCAUGUGUGGUGCGAGUAUUACAGUCACAAAAUGAAGAGAUGGGUCCACUUAGACCCUUGCGAGGAUGUGUUUGAUGAGCCUUCACUUUAUUCCAGAAACUGGGGCAAAAAAAUGAGUUGGGUAUUGGGUAUAAGUCAUGAUUAUGUCGUGGAUCUAAGCGGGAAGUAUGUCACCGAACGUGGGAAGACAAUUCCGAAAAACACAGUUGCAAAUGAGCAGGCAAUAGCGAGAUUUUUGGAAUCAUACAACGCACUAUUGCUAUCACAGAAUUGGGAUGCACUCCAGCUGCUUGAUGCUAGUGUCGAUGAAAAGUAUUUAAAGUUGUACUAUGAGACUCUUUUGCCACAGGCCAAAGAACGAAAUGACAGCAAGGUAGCUCAUUCCGAAAGUGAAAAUUUACCCCAGGGACGGCAAACUGGUGAUGCGCUGUGGACAGCAGCAAGAGGUGAGAACGGUUAGAAUACCUGCCUUAGAUCAAUAGCUGAUAUCAUAUCUGUAUUCCUUUUGAGUGGCGGAAAAGCUUGAUUCCUACCCAUGAAAAUAGAGCCCACCACCACGCAAUCACGUAUACACACCAAAGACUUGUGACCACGUAGUCUAUUCGUUCAC